UUGACAUCUGACAGACGUCAGAGGUGGAUGGCCAGACGGUUAAAAUGUGAAAAAACCGUUGAUUUUGUGUUGAAAUAAUGCAAAAGUGUGUGAAAAACUGAAAAAACAAGUGUCGCAACUGAAAACGCUGAAAAUUGUUGUAGUUAAGUGUGAAAAUGUGUUUCGAAAUGUGAAAUGUCAAAACGAUCAGUGAUAAGUGUUCGUAUCCAAGCUGGCAGCCCCGGAAGGUACGAGUGGCGCCCAGCGCGCGCUCCCUUUAAGUGUUUCUUCACGGGACCAGGAAACCCUUACUGAGCUGUGCAGUGGCGAAUCACUUCCUGAAGUGGAGAUUAUCAGUCUCUUGGAAGAACAAAUUCCGAAAUACAAACUAAGGGCCGAUACAUUGACGAAAUUCGGAGGUUACGAAAAUCAGGAUUGGUUUAUACCAUCGCCGGCUUUGCAAAUCGACGAGGCCGAUCUGAAACUCUCACCGGAUCAAAUCCGUGAAACUCUUAAUUAUUUUCUUCUAUGUAGUAACCGCGUGAGCCAAAUGACCAAGACCUACGAUGACAUAGAAGCGGUAACUAGGCUUCUGGAAGAGAAAGAAAAAGAUUUAGAAUUGACAGCAAGAAUUGGGAAAGAAUUGUUACAAGCAAACAGUAAACUCGAAAAUACCAUUGCAUCGCUUGAAACGGACCUCAAAUCGGCUUUAGAAAAAAUCACACAGUUAAGUCAUGAAGUACAGAAGAAAACCGAACUUAUCCAAAUACUUACCAACGAUAUGGACGAGUCGAUUUUCGAAAAUGGGACAAGUGGACGGAUUAAUUUGGAAUUGAUGCAGAAAAGAAUGGCUGGACUUGAGGAAGAGAACAAAGCCUUGAAAUCGGAGUACAAUCGGCUAGCACGUGACACUGAAACAGUUGAAGCUAAAGAACAAAUGCUUCUAAAGGACUUAACCGGCCAACUAACAUGUGCUAACACCAGUAUGACUUUUCUUGAAGAUGAACUUGAUCGUCAAAAAGAAGAAAAUCGUUUUCAACACGAACAAAUUCUCGCACUUCAAUCGAAACUUGAAGAUAUGGAAAAAAAAUUAAACAAAUUUAUUGGUGAAAAUUACGAAUUGAAUGGUCUUUUACAAAUAACUAAAGAUAAUCAAGGCAGUCUUGCAAUUGAAUUAUCUGAAUUUAAAGCACGAUAUUAUGAAGUUGAGAGUUUAUUACGUGAUACACAAGAACAAUUGCGUAAAUUACGUAAAAAACAAAUGCCAGGUGCUAGAAUUGCAAUGUUUUCAUCAUUGGGAAUGAAUUCACAGCCGUUUGAUAGUCUACAAAGUGAAUUGGAGAUGUCGAUGCAUUCGGAAUUGAGCACCGAUUCGGGAAUUUCCAAUCCGGAUAUCCCCCAGUAUAAGAAAGUGUUCGAAACUGUACGCUGUGCUUCACAAAACUCCCUCAGUAGUGCCGACAGUCUCGGAAGUCUCCACUCCGGUCUCGGGGGCUACGCAAGUAGUACAACCGGAAGUGGCCCCCGUAUGAGCAUCCGGGCUCAAACCACCGACAUGCGACGUUCUUCCGGUUCAAUUUACAGUAGCAGUUCUCUGGGAUACCCCAGUAUUGACUCUACCGGUAAUUCAGAUACCGAAUUUAGUCAAACCGAUUCUGAUGAUGGAUACCCGGGUAGAGCCCAGAAGGGGAUUCCGGGUGUUCCGGGCGCUGCCGACCUCGAAGCAGCCCUAAAACGUCUAACUCCGGGCGAAGUCCUCGCCCGGAGAGCCAACCUCCAACACGGCCCCGCUUUCGGGGGCUAUGAGGGCGAGGGUGGAGUCCCAUUUGGGUGUCGCACCCCCGAUAGUUUGAUGUCGACGGGCUCCGGUAACUACAUGGGGUGGAAGUUACCCGAGAAGCUCCAAAUUGUCAAACCUAUUGAGGGGUCACAAACAUUGCAUCAAUGGUCGCAGUUGGCUCAGCCCACAUUUGGGGGCUUGUUGGAGGAGAGACCGGGAGUGAAAAUAAGGGGUGGGAAAGAGUUGGAGGAGAUGGGGUUGGAAUCGUACGGUUUGAGUGAUUUGGAGGAGGAUGAGGAGUAUACYAAUCCSGGGAAGAUUUUUGAUUCGUUACAACCCACUUAUACAUUGACCAAUAGCACAGUAAUGCAUCCKGAUGAUGGGACUUUUGUAACGCCCAGUGGGCGUGGCAGUCGAGUCGCGUCGGUGUGUUCGAGUUUACAGAAUUCGCCACCGCAGACUCCGGGGCAGUUGAGUCGCAGGAAUUCGUGUAGUACUUUCUCCACGACUUAUGGACUCGCUAAAAUACUGAAUGAGCGAGGGAUUAAAGCGGCCACGCCCUCCGCAUUCAAUACGCCGUCAGGAGCCAAUAGUUUUACGCCAACGGCCACGCCUUGUAACAGUCCGGAUGGAAGCCCCGCCCAUUCAAGGUCACAAUCACCAGAGCCGUUCAGUUUUCCGCAAUUGAUUCUCAGUUCGGUGCCACAGUUUAUUAAGGAUACGGUUGGGGGCGGAGCGAAGAAGAAAGUCAUCAAAAGGGCGAAACCCGAAAGGGCAGAGAGUCUCGUGGGUAGAAUCGAGCGCAUCGGCAUAACCAACCUCAUGGGGGCCCCAGGCGCCCUCUCCAUCUCCGCAGGCCUGUACUCCCGACCGGCGUUGACCAGCCCCAUGGCUCAGUUGACUUGUCUUUUGCCGAACCCGGAGCCCCAUAUUAAAACUCUGCCUAACCAAAGAAAGCCAUCGGGUCUGGGAGUCCCCGGAAAGCCCGGCAGUGGCGCCCUCAGUAAGCGUCUCGAGCAGCUAAAUUCGCGCAAACAACGUCGUGGAGGAGUCACAAGAUCUGAUUUAGGGACAGUUUCGACGAAAAAACAACCGCCUGAAGUUCAGGAACAAACCUCCACUUUGGGGACUCUUAGUUCGUUGUUGUUUGGCCGCAAGGGGGGGCUGUUCUAAACAGUAUUUUAUCACCGACAUUUGCAAUAAAUUACAUAUMUUAUGUACCGUUUUUGUGUCAUUUUCAGGUGCUGUUAAUUUUUGUGUGAUAUUUUUGCACAAAUCGUUAUUUUCAUAUUUAAAUAAUCAUUUGGUGCUGUAAAUAAGGUUGAAUAAUUAUGGCUUAAAUAGGGUGUUAAAUUAUUAGCCAAACGUUUCAAAAUUAAAUAAUAGUUAUUCUGAGAAAAAUAUACAAGGUGUUGAAAAAAGAUUGUAAAGUAUUACAAUCUUUUUUUAACACCUUGUAUAAUAGUUACAGUUAUAGGAACUUGAGAUAAUUAUUCUAAAUGAUCAUUUUGUGUAAGAAUAUGAGAAAAAAUGCUGUAUAAAGUAUUUAUUUUACUAGUAAGGAAUCAAGUCGGUAGUAUUAUGUUGUAAAUAAAGACGAAUUUGAAGUG
Molecule: messenger RNA, 3369 nt
Organism: Tribolium madens (black flour beetle)
Lineage: Eukaryota; Metazoa; Arthropoda; Insecta; Coleoptera; Tenebrionidae
Gene: milt
Product: trafficking kinesin-binding protein milt
Exons: 12
Coding region: 530-2932 (800 amino acids)
Source: RefSeq, a predicted model, not a curated record